Molecule: messenger RNA, 934 nt
Organism: Paramormyrops kingsleyae
Lineage: Eukaryota; Metazoa; Chordata; Actinopteri; Osteoglossiformes; Mormyridae
Product: interferon alpha-16-like
Biological process (GO): defense response
Cellular component (GO): extracellular region
Molecular function (GO): cytokine receptor binding
Source: RefSeq, a predicted model, not a curated record
UCCGUCCAGAACAGCGUAGGCCAACUGUGCGUUAAAAAGUUUGGAUGCUGUUUACUUUAGAACAUUAUUGGCCUUUCAGUAUCCAGUUUUAAAAGGACAUUAUUUUAAUCCACAAAUCAUCUAUAACAAUGACACUUAAAUCACUAUAUAUUUCCUCUUGGGUUUUCUUUGUCUUUGGCCUUUCGCAGGUUUUGCCCAUGCGCACAAAGUGCCACUUGCAUGGGAAGCUGAUAGAAAGGAGCCAUACACUUUUGAGCAAAGCGGGUGGACGUUUUCCCCCAAAAUGCAUUGGGGAGAUGGUUCAGAUUCCUUUCCCAGGAUCUGUUUUCAGGUCUAUCAAGAACACGGAGCAGGAAACAGGUGUAAAGCUGGCAAUUUGUGAAACUUUGAACAACAUCAUUUCACUGUUUGGAAAUGGGGAUCUACCAGAAGAGUAUGACUCGACGAUGCUUGACGAAUUCCAGCAUAUCAUCUUCCGUCUAGUUAAUGAGACGAGCAGAUGUACGAUGGACAUCAAGGUGAAAAGCGAGGCCAGGAUCGAUAUCGCUGAUAGAAAAAAACUGUUGAGACAAUACUUCAAGAAGAUGGCAGCAGUUUUACAGCAAAAGAGCUUCAGUUUUUGCGCAUGGGAAAUCGUCAGAAAAGAGAUUAUUCAUACGCUGCGCUUCAUACUGGACCACGCUUCUGACUCGCUUUUCUGGUUAAACAGAACUUAAAGCCAGGAUUUUCAGCUUAACCCGGUGAAUCAUCUUGUAGUAUGAUUUGGUUUUUCACAAAAGCUUCGUGACUGCGGUCAUUAAUCAAGAACUUUCGUUUUUCAAAAUCUAUCUAUUUAUAUUUAUCUAUUUAUUAAUCUAUUUAUUUAUCUAUUUAUUUAACUAUUUAUUUAUUUAUUUGCUCGUUUGUGUAUUUAUUCAUUUGUUUUUUAUUUAUU